This is a messenger RNA of Dermatophagoides pteronyssinus (European house dust mite), 1408 nucleotides long. RefSeq lists its product as uncharacterized. Lineage: Eukaryota; Metazoa; Arthropoda; Arachnida; Sarcoptiformes; Pyroglyphidae. The record is from RefSeq and is a predicted model, not a curated record.
GAUACAAUUUGUGUGUGUGUGUGUGUAAAUAGAAAUGAUUACUAUUAUUACAAAAAACAAAUAUUAGAUUGAAUAGCCGGAAAUGUGACAUUCGUUGUUAUUGUAAUCAACCAGUUUGUGUACGUACCGGUUAUAUGUGCAAAUCAAAAGGUAAUCAUCAACAAGCUGGAUGUUAUGUUGAACAUACAAAUAGUUUUAAUAAUAUGAUGAAUGAUCGUUCAAGUGAUAUAUCUCGUCAUGGUUGUAUUGAAAUGUUAUCAAAUGAUCAACGUAUUCCAUGUAUGGAAUUAGCAUUAGCAUUACGUUCAUCAUUAUCUCAUCAUCAUAAUCAUAAUCAUAAUCAUCAUUCCAAUCAUCAUAGACAUCAUUCAUCGAUUCAUAUUCAUCAACCGAUGACAACAACAACAAACAAUAAUAAUAAUAAUCAUAAUCCAAUUCAUCGUAAACAUAAUAAAACAAUAACCUGUUGUCUUGAUGAUAUGUGUAAUUAUGUUAAAACAAUUAAUGAUGAUACAAAUAAUGAUUCAGAUAAUCAUCAUCAUCACCAUCAACAUCAUCAACAACAACCACAAUCAACAAUAAUAUCAUCAUCAAAUGAUUUUGAUUCAUUUGGUAAACAUUUACAAGAAAAUUUUGGAAUCGAAGGUUCCAUUCAACAAUAUGGUUCGAUUUUAAUCAUUGCAUUCAUUAUGACACCAAUUUUAAUAUUAAUAUCUAUUAUCUGUAUGGUUAUAUUGUACAUACGUAAAGUUGAUAAGAAUAAAAAAUUUCCAAAACAAUUAUCAAUUAAUAAUAAUAAUAAUAAUAAAGAUCAUCAUCAUCAUCAACAACAACAAAAAAUACAUCAAACAAAUCAUCAUCAGAAAAAUAAUAAAUUUUCAAUUAAAUCAAAAAUCAAUGCCAACAAUAAUAAACAGAAAUUAUUCGUUGAUGUUAAUAAAUAUCCACAUGGUAUUGGUAAUAUUCAAUCAUUAACACCAUUUACACAAUUAGAUGAAGAUAUAUUCGAUAAUUAUCCUGAAUCAUUACCAUCAUUGCCGAAUAUAAUUAGUGGACAUAAUUUACCAUCAUCAACAGCAAUCACUAAUGAUUUUACAAUUAUUGAAUUUGAUAAACGAAAAAAAGAAACAACAUUUUCAACAUUAACCGAUCAAAAUCGUGUUGAAAAUACAAAUACAAUUUAUAUGUCACCACCACAACCACCAUUGAAUAAUAGUCAUUUGAAAUCAAUCAAUCAUUCAAAUCAUUUGGAUUUAGUUUCGGAAACAUUUUCAGAAUAUUCAAAUAGAGCUUUUAAAUUUCAUGAAGAAGAUAGAUAAUGAUUCUCUUCUUUUUUUUGAUUGUUUUUAUUGUAAAUAUAUUUUUUUUAUCUACUCUUUCCGUUUAUAAAAUUGUUUAUUAUGUAAAU